AUGCUGGGUGCUUCGUUGAUUCCGGCGCGCUGGAGAGGCUUCUACAGCCCUCAGGACCCGGCCAAACCAGGUCCCUACAGCAAGCACAUCACCCCCUUGUUGCAGAGCGUCACUCGCAGGACAUGCACCCAUCCCAUCCACUCGAUCGUCUUUUGCGCCUUGAUCGCCAGUACCACCUACAUCGGCCUCCUUGAAACUGGCCUGUUUGAGCCUUCGACAAAGUUCAACAACAACCAGGUCGACUUCUCUGCUCUCUCUCACGGCAGUCGCACUCUGCAUGCCGGUCCCGAGACCGCCUGGGAGUGGCAACCAGAAGCCGUCUCCAACGACGCUCAAGCAGAGCAUAUCUCCCUGAUCACCCUCGCAUUUGCAGACUCGUAUGCCGAUGCUCCAUCAGUUGUGAUUCCCAACGAUAGCUCGGCCGAAAUGCUCCCUUCAUCAGCCAGCCGCUUGUCCCUGUCUCAAGACUCGACUCUUGCCUUCUCCCUCCCUUCGGACGAGACUCCUGCUUUUUUGGCCUCAAUCAAGGAGAUCUCGGCUCAAGAAUCUGCCGAGGACGACGACGAGCAAAAGAGAUGGAUCAUGAGAGCAGCAAGAGGUUCGGCGCGUCGUUUCUCCCUACGCGAAUGGGUCCGCAAUUCGUGGAUGUCCUUCACCGAUUUGAUCCGCAACGCAGAGACUCUCGAUAUCAUCAUCAUGGCUCUCGGAUACCUUUCCAUGCACUUGACGUUUGCUUCGCUGUUCGUCUCGAUGCGUCGCAUGGGCUCCAAUGCUUGGCUGGCAACCAGUGUCCUUUUCUCGUCAGCAUUUGCCCUUCUUUUCGGUCUCGUUGUCACCAUGAAGCUGGGUGUCCCUGUCAAUGUGGUUCUGCUCUCCGAGGGCCUGCCCUUCUUGGUUGUCACUGUUGGUUUUGAGAAGCCCAUCAUUUUGACACAGGCUGUGCUCUCGGCUGCACUCAACCCUCCCAGACGCGAGAACGGCGAUUCAUCUCCUUUGACCAUUCAGAACGCCGUGCAGACUGCCGUUCACGAGCGCGGAUGGGGCAUUGUGCGCGACUACAUGGUCGAGAUCACGCUGCUUAUCGCCGGUGCCAUGUCGGGUAUUCAGGGCGGUCUCCGCCAGUUCUGUUUCUUGGCUGCAUGGGUCUUGUUCUUCGACUGCAUCCUGCUUUUCACUUUCUACACGGCUGUUCUGACCAUCAAGCUCGAAGUCAACCGCAUCAAGCGCCAUGUCGCUUUGCGCAAGGCUCUCGAAGAGGAUGGCGUUAGCCGCACUGUCGCCGAGAGUGUCGCUUCCAGCAACGACGGCUUGAAGCCUGACGCUGUAAACGGUGAGACUUCGAUCUUUGGUCGCAAGAUCCGCGAUAGCAGCAUCCCCAGAUUCAAGGUCCUCAUGGUCUCUGGUUUCAUCAUCAUCAACGUCCUCAACUUCUGCACUAUCCCCUUCCGUACCGGCGCCGCAAACAACUCUCCCUCGCUCUCUAGCUCUAUGGAUCCUUUCAAGGUUGCUGGAAACGCUCUUGACCACAUUCUGGCUCAAGCAAAGCUUCGCAACCAGUCAACCGCUGUUACCGUCUUGUCUCCCAUCAAGUACGAGCUCCAGUACCCCUCGAUUCAUUACUCUUCCGACAGACCCGAAUGGUCUCUUUUCGACGGUCCUUACGCCAACGGUAUCUUCUCCAGCAUGGGCGGAAGAGUCGUUGAAGGUGUUCUCAAGAGCUUCGAAGACCCCGUUCUGAGCAAGUGGAUCAUCAUCGCUCUGGCUGUCAGUCUGGUUCUGAACGGUUAUCUGUUCAAUGCUGCGCGCUGGAGCAUCAAAGAGCCCGGCCAAACCGAAUCUGCUGAGACUGCGCCCAAAGCUGCUCCCUUGCCUCCUCUUGCCGAGUACGAUCCCAAGAUGAACAUCGAUGCCGCCGGUCUUGAGGACGGACAUGCUACCAACAGUGCAAUUCAGAAGCGCUCCAAGGAAGAGUGCGAGAAACUGCUUGCUGAAAAGCGAACUUCCGAGUUGAACGAUGAGGAGCUUACCGAACUGACCCUCCGCAACAAGAUUCCUGGCUACGCCCUUGAGAAAACUCUCGGCGACAAGACGCGUGCCGUCAAGAUCCGCCGCUCUCUCAUCUCUCGCACUCCCGCAACCAAGCACGUCACUGCUGCUCUGGAACGUUCCAAGCUUCCCUACCUGAGUUACGACUAUGACCGCGUCUUUGGCGCUUGUUGCGAGAACGUCGUUGGUUACUUGCCUCUCCCUCUCGGUGUUGCUGGUCCUAUCGAUAUCGAUGGCCGCAGCUACUAUCUCCCUAUGGCUACGACUGAAGGUGUACUUGUCGCCAGUACCAGUAGAGGUGCAAAGGCCAUCAAUGCUGGCGGCGGUGCUGUCACCGUUCUUACUGGCGACGGUAUGACCCGUGGACCCUGUGUUGGAUUCGAGACUCUUGCUCGUGCCGCUGAAGCAAAGGUUUGGAUUGAUUCUGAAGCUGGCACGAAGAUCAUGAAGGAUGCCUUCAACUCGACCUCCAGAUUCGCCAGACUACAGUACCUCAAGGCUGCACUCGCAGGUACAUACCUUUACAUUCGUUUCAAGACGACCACUGGUGAUGCCAUGGGUAUGAACAUGAUCUCAAAGGGUGUCGAGCAGGCACUCAGCGUGAUGAAGGACAGUGGAUUUGAAGACAUGGCUGUCAUCUCCGUGUCAGGCAACUACUGCACAGACAAGAAGCCCGCCGCCAUCAACUGGAUUGACGGACGUGGUAAGAGUGUUGUCGCCGAGGCCAUCAUCCCUCGCGAUGUUGUUCGUUCCGUCCUCAAGAGCGACGUCGAUGCUCUUGUCGAGCUUAACAUUUCGAAGAACCUGAUCGGCAGUGCCAUGGCAGGCAGCAUUGGUGGAUUCAAUGCACACGCUGCCAACAUUCUCACUGCUAUCUUCCUCGCCACCGGUCAAGAUCCCGCUCAGAACGUUGAGAGCAGUCAAUGUAUCACUGUCAUGAAAAACCUUCAUGGUAACCUUCAGAUCUCGGUCUCUAUGCCUUGUAUCGAAGUUGGUACUAUCGGUGGUGGUACAGUCCUCGAGCCCCAAGCCGCCAUGCUCGAUCUUCUUGGCGUCCGCGGAGCUCACCCUACAAACCCUGGUGACAACUCUCGUCAGCUCGCGCGUAUUAUUGCUGCUGGUGUUCUUGCUGGUGAGCUGUCUCUCUGCGCCGCCCUCGCCGCCGGUCACCUUGUUAGGGCCCACAUGGCACACAACCGUUCGGCAGCACCUUCAGCCGCACCCAGCAGAGUCCAGAGCCCCAGCCCUGGACAAAGCAAGCCAUUACCGCAAGGAUUGGCCAUGACUGGAAUGGCCUCCAAGAGAUGA
This is a messenger RNA of Aureobasidium namibiae CBS 147.97, 3354 nucleotides long. Its product is annotated as hmg1, hmg-CoA reductase. The record is from RefSeq and is a predicted model, not a curated record. Gene Ontology annotation, biological process: ergosterol biosynthetic process; coenzyme A metabolic process; isoprenoid biosynthetic process. The coding region runs from base 1 to 3354 and encodes 1117 amino acids. NCBI's taxonomy places the organism in Eukaryota, Fungi, Ascomycota, Dothideomycetes, Dothideales, Saccotheciaceae. Gene Ontology annotation, cellular component: peroxisomal membrane; endoplasmic reticulum membrane. The transcript has 3 exons. Gene Ontology annotation, molecular function: hydroxymethylglutaryl-CoA reductase (NADPH) activity; protein binding.